Molecule: messenger RNA, 2055 nt
Organism: Annulohypoxylon truncatum
Lineage: Eukaryota; Fungi; Ascomycota; Sordariomycetes; Xylariales; Hypoxylaceae
Product: Sodium/calcium exchanger protein-domain-containing protein
Exons: 2
Coding region: 207-1631 (474 amino acids)
Biological process (GO): calcium ion transmembrane transport; intracellular calcium ion homeostasis
Cellular component (GO): fungal-type vacuole membrane
Molecular function (GO): calcium:proton antiporter activity
Source: RefSeq, a predicted model, not a curated record
AAAUUUCUCCCCCAAUUGAAAGAUGCAUCUCGUCCUACUUCCUUUCCAUUCUGUUUCGUCGUACUGGGGCCGAUUGAGGUUAAUGCGUUGAAUAAUAACCUUUCGGACGCCCGUUCGUUCGCUUUCAUUCUUUCUCCAUUUCGAAAAUCUCGGUUUCCUGUUUUUAUCGCUCCCUUGAUACGGACGAGGAGGACUAAGCUUCGACAAUGGCAGCGCGCCGUAGUAGCAGCGGCCACAGGGACCGCGAGAAGGCCCCACGAAGAUCUCGCAACGGCGAACGCGAACCGGCGCUCCCCAAGACCCGACAAGAGAUCGUGAACGGCCCUAGUGAGAAGAAGAAGGGUCUUUUCCGAGUCAAGAGCGCCGGAGAGUCUGGGCGAAGCGGCAUACAUCCCCUCAAAUUCUUAGCCAUCACUUGGCGUUCCAGCAACUGGGUAUCGCGGAUGGUCAAUAUUCUUUGGCCUUUCGUACCCGCCGCCAUUGCUCUCCACUGGGCCAUCGAAGAUCAUGCUGUGUUGAAGUUCAGCUUGGCCUAUGUCGCGAUGGUACCGUGCGCAAAUCUCAUCGGUUUUGCCGGCCAGGAGCUAGCGAGGAAGUUGCCGCACAUGUUUGGCGUACUGACUGAGAUCACCAUCGCAUCCAUAGUGGAAAUCAUUCUAUUCAUGAUUCUACUUUUCCACGACGAAUACUAUGUCAUACAGGCUGCCAUUCUUGGAUCUAUCUUGGCCAACAUGCUGUUGUGCUUGGGGCUCUGCUUCUUUGCUGCCGGUUUACGACGAGAGGAGUCUACGUUCCACGCCGCUGUCAGUGAAGUUGGCUCAAACCUUUUGCUCAUCGCUGGACUCGGCCUAGCGAUUCCUACAGUCUUCGAACGCUCGGUCACAAACUCGGGGUUCAAUUUGACCACCGAGGAAAUCAGCACCAGAGUACUGCAUAUCUCUCGCAUUAUAGCGGUCCUGUUGAUUAUCGCCUAUGCUGUUUUCAUCUUCUUCCAGAUGCACACGCAUCACGGUAUCUACGACGAGCUUUACGAAUUGGACGAAGCGCGAGAUGCGGAUGGCCACAAGGAUAGGGCAAAAGAGAAGUACACAUUUACCGAGUGUAUCUUAGCCUUAGCGGUUGCCGUAGCCCUCGUGACGCUCAUCGCCAUUGCGCUUGUGGGGGAAAUCCCCGCCAUCGUGGAGAAUCACAACAUUUCUGACCCGUUCAUGGGUUUGAUCUUGGUCCCUCUGGUUGAGAAAGCCGCCGAGCACCUAACAGCCAUCGACGAAGCUUGGGAUAACCAGAUCAAUUUUGCAUUAUCUCACUGCAUCGGCGCUACCAUUCAGACGGCGAUGCUCAAUGCUCCAUUAGUUGCCAUCGUUGGGUGGAUCGCUAAGCGUCAGAUGGCCCUCGAAUUUGAGAUAUUCGACAUCGUCAUGUUGAUUCUCGCUAUCAUUACCGUCGGAAACGUCCUCAGAGAUCAGAAGAGCGACUACUUGGAAGGAUUUCUGUGCGUUGUUGUUUAUGUUGCUAUCGCUGUCGCCGCGUUCUACUUCCCGAACCCCCACGAGGCUGCCGGUACCGAGACAACUGGUGAAACGACAGAAGUCACAGUCCACGCGAUGAGGCAUUUUGGCAUAAUACAAUAGGGUAGCGAGGACUGAUAGGAUAUAACUCAUCGAGAUUGGCGUUGAAAAGGAAGACGAUUAGGGAUGAACGGUUGCAUCUUCACGGAAUAAUUCAUGGGCUUAGGAGUUCCUUGCUGUCUAUUUCUAUAAGAUCAUUACUUCGCCAGCUUGACGAUUUAUACGGGCUUCUUCUGGUUUGGACGCGGCUAUGACUUUUUGCAUUUGUUUGGGGGUCUGGUAGACAUGCGCAAUCAAUUAUGGUAGUAUGCAGGUAUUCUACGAUCAAACUGACGUGAUCUCAUUGACAUAUAGUACCUAGGAUAUGUGACACGACGGAAGAAAUGUGGAAUAGGAUAUUGGCACAUCGUCAAGUGCACCCACCCUCACCGUCCGAUUCUCUCAGAUUGUGCAACUUCAGAAAGCCCAGAGUUUGCAGGGUCUUACC